Heterostelium album PN500 is the source of this 219-nucleotide messenger RNA. RefSeq lists its product as uncharacterized. The transcript is spliced from 3 exons. NCBI's taxonomy places the organism in Eukaryota, Evosea, Eumycetozoa, Acytosteliales, Acytosteliaceae. The record is from RefSeq and is a predicted model, not a curated record. Bases 1 to 219 code for a protein of 72 amino acids.
AUGCUUAAAUCCAACACAAACUACUCAAAUCAAACACCACUAUUACCAUCUUAUAUAUUUGGUAAAAGAAAUCAUCUACACAAAGAGAAUAAUCAAUAUACCAAUAUUUUUAAUGUUGAAAAUAAGGCUUGCCUUCUCCUAUCAUACUUUAAACCUAAACAAAUCGAAGUUAUUGAUUUAAUACGUGCUCGUGGUGAUGUGGCUUGUGCUUUAAGAUGA